This is a messenger RNA of Hippocampus comes (tiger tail seahorse), 7618 nucleotides long. RefSeq names its product TopBP1-interacting, checkpoint, and replication regulator (gene ticrr). Gene Ontology annotation, cellular component: nucleus. Gene Ontology annotation, molecular function: chromatin binding. The transcript has 22 exons. Gene Ontology annotation, biological process: mitotic DNA replication checkpoint signaling; response to ionizing radiation; regulation of DNA-templated DNA replication initiation. The record is from RefSeq and is a predicted model, not a curated record. NCBI's taxonomy places the organism in Eukaryota, Metazoa, Chordata, Actinopteri, Syngnathiformes, Syngnathidae. The coding region runs from base 1745 to 7219 and encodes 1824 amino acids.
GGGGGUCACGCUAGGUUGUGUUACGCUAUAUGUUGUGUUGUGCUCUAUUGUGUUAUAGUACACUGUGUGACUUUAUGUUGUGUUACCUCAUGUUGUGUUCCCUUGUAUUAUAACAUUACGUUGUGUUACAUCUUUAUUACUGACGCUCCUGACGCUUCAGAGGACAAGCGAACACAUGGCCUCUUCUUUCCUCGUUCAGAUUAAGGAUGGAAAUUGCGAACCUAUUUUGUCAGUGUACUCAUGAGAAGUAUAUUUGAAAUGUGACUUGUUAUGAUGAAGUCUCAACGUACGUCUGAACCUCUUUUUGAAACUUGCUCCCAUGGCCUCAUUACAGCACAAAGUAAGCAAAAAACAGGAAGGAAGUGCGUUCCAUGUCUUGUUUUGUUAGCCGAUGUCAUGUUUGUACGAAGGACAUUCUGCUCCAGCCAGGAAUUUAUUUUUGGUCCAUCAUCAUAACAGACGUCACUUGCCUGUUCAUUUUCAUCCCAUGACUGAGUUUGACGCAUCAUGUAAAGAAUAAUAUCCCUGUGUGCAAGGUUUGCUUUGAAAGGAGAUGCUUAGUGAUUCUACUUGCCGAGUGGAGAACAAAAAGGGGAAAGCCUGGUGAGAAUCAGCAAGCUGAGACAAACAUUGGACGCGCUCGUCCUUCGACCACUCGCUGAUGUCUCUUCUUUCCUCAGCUUUUCAUCCGCCCCUGCUGCUGAAGGAAAAAAAAUAAUUAGGAUGAAAAUCGGUGGUUGAUCCAAGUGCUUGGGAUGCUCUGACUUCUUCUCGUGUGGCUUUUUCAGAAAUAGGCUGAUAAAAGAUUUACUUGGUUGCUCAAGUUCACACUUGAUGAGUGGUAAGCACUCCCGAGACACAACUCUUUGUUUACAAGCCAUUAGAAUUACAAUGCGCCAUUUUUUGGCACCUUGCGCUGUUGCGUCUGUUUGUUUUGAGGAAAGAGUGUCAUGGUGCUUUCGGGGAAGGUGGGAAGUUGGGCUUCUCCGACUUGCGACUAGAAAAAGUGCACUACAACAUCAGCAACAUCGAUUGUGUUGACAGAAAGGAAACCCACAACAUAUAGGCUAUCAUGGAUUUUUCUUAAUGGUAUUAAUCAUUUUGAGCGUAGUCUGUAAUGUUACGUCAUAGCGUUCAGGAUUUAAAAGUUAAAAACGGGGAGGUACCGUUUGCUAGUCAUUUGGCCCCGCAGCGUCAUGAAACGUGACGAACGGUAGAUGCAACCAAUUAGAUUUUGGAAGUUGGCAUCUGGCGAAUCGCGACAUAGUAACCUCCCAAAGUUUGGGCCAAUGAGUUUGUUGUUGUUAACAGAUCUGUCCAAUCACCGUCGAGGAGGCGGUUUCUCGUUCAAGGAGCGCGAACGGUUAAGAAUCUCCGAGGACGACAAAAUGGCGAACAUCGAGUGACUUUGACUGAAAAGUUUUACUUCAAGUGUUUUUUCGGACCAGGAAUAUAAACGAAAGGUUAUUAAUAUCUCCGAACUUUGUUGUUUAUUUGUAACGACGAUAAAGGUGGAACAUGUGAACUCGUAACGGAAGAAAAUAAGUAUCGUUAUGUCAAAGUGAGUCGCGCUCAAGAAGAUGCUAGCCGGCUAGCAUGAAAUGUCAACAUUAGUUUAUAUAAAAAUGUCUUUGACAUAAAAUGGCGGACGAUGGAUGGAUGAAGUUGAGCGGUGACGGCUUGCAGGGUACACUUGAUGUAAUGGCGUGUCGUCGAAGAUAAUAGCCAGUCGCUGCUUGACAGAAUGGCUUUACACAACCUAGCUUUUGUCGUCGACGUGGAUUCCGGAGAUCAACAAUCAAGCGAUCGGCUACAAGUCAGGAAUCAUCAAUUGAAACGUGGCAUUUUGCACAUCUUGCUGCACUUCGGCUACAAGUAUGGCUUCGACAAAGUACGCUGGGGUUACAAAUUCUUCCAAUCCGCGACUGGCCCAGGUGCCAGCCUGAUAGCAAGGGGCUCGGACUUCAAGGAGCUUCGCCACAAAACAUUUGAGGACUUCAGCGUGGAAUUCGAUGCCAAGUUUGACGGGAGAGAGAAACAAUGCGCGUCCCAGCAGAAUUGCAGCCAAUCUGCCUCUGUGCAAAACGCCCUGAAAGAAAUCCUGCUCGACUUCCAAUGGGACCGACCAGACCUCACCUCUCCCACCAAACUGUCCCUGAGGCCCAGGAAGACGAGGCGAGCUGCACCUUUACCAGAGGAGGACCUUCUUAUAAAUCAGGCGAAAAACGCGGUGUUUAUUGUGGCAGACUGUCCACAAAGCUGGACACAACUGGUGGACUACCUCAGCUUGACGAACCUUGACACGAGUGCGGAGGUGUCAGAGCACAUUCUAUCCAAAAGUAUCCAGGACAUGCUGGUUCAGAGGCAGGUUGUCCUGCACUGGGUGGACAGUACAUCGCAUGGGAAUGAGGUGCAAUGUGGGGACCACUUGGGCUUUGACAACUUAGCCCAGGCCUUGGCACAAGUACGUGGCAAAGUGCUCCCCGCAGUUGCACUCCUGAACCGCCGCUGGACUGGGAAGACACACUCCAACGUCGGGAAUGACAGUUUCCCUUUCCGGUCCAGUCUUGCAUAUUUGCUGUCUUCCGAAAGGCAGUACCGCCUUGCUUUUCCUGUCACGGAGGGCACUCUAAAACUGGACACAGGUGACGUUGCCCACAGCUGUGCUGUCAAUCUAGAACCGGUGUCCCGCAGACAGGCACCUCUCGCCGAGGGCGUGGAAGUGUGUCUGAAGGGUGUGCUGCAGGGCUGGGAUGCUUCGUCACUGUCGCACGCCUCCGCAGAGUCAUGGCUGCUUCGGUGCUCCAACACCAGCGAGCAAGGUGCUGCUUCCUUCCAGCGCGCACUCGUGGAGUUGUCGACUCGUUCGCUGCACAUGUUUGCUGAGGUGUGCCACAGCGGCCAGUCGUCCUCAGCCGUCCUCUCCCCUUGGUCCAACUUUACCGCUCUGCUCACCGUCCUCCGACCCGCCGACACUCAGUGUCAUCGCCUUGGCAACAUCGACAUCAUUUCCAACAGCGGCACAGAUGAAAUCUCAGCUGACCUUCCGGAAGUUGUCAACAGUGUGCUGGGCAUCGUCUAUGAAAUGAUGGAGCAAGACAGUGACAGCACCGAUGAGCAGCCAGCUGUUCCCUACGUGGUUCCCGAGUGGGCCCGGCAGGAACUCGGUCAUUGCUCACCCAGAGUCGGUUUGUGUGAGACUUGGUUUCCGCAUUCAGAUCACUCCGGAGUGACUUCCCAUCUGAUGGAGUCUUUCAGGUUGCUUCAUGCAGCUCCUGACCAAAGAGAGGAAGAGGAGCUUCUCUUCCAGACAGAGCUGAUCAGUGAUCUGGCAGAUCUGUAUCAGUCAUCAAAGGGUACCGAGAACAAAAGGGGCAAGAAACGAGGCUCACAGCGCACUCCGAUGAAGCAGAAGAUGAAGAGCAUGAGCCGCUCGUUGCAGAUGCUCAACGUGGCGCGGCUCAACGCAAAGGCCCAGAAGUGGCGGGCUGACGAAGAGCCGGCCGCGCCGGAGGGAAAAGGGGCAGAGAGACCGGCCAAGAGACGCCCGAGCGACAAGAACAAAGCCGAAAGAGUCGACAUCAUCCUCUUUACCAGUCAAGCCGAGCUGCUGUCCCACGUGCGGUCCGUCUAUGAGAAGAGCAAUGCAGAGAGAGCCUCAUCUGUCCCGGAUGCUGCUCAGCAGAUCUUGGCUGCUGUCAAAAGUUUCCUCGUGGCAAAAUCCCAACUGCAGGUCAACGCCGUUCCGUUUUGCCAGCAGCACCUUUUGAAGAGCAGCGGAUCCAUCAGGCAGACCUACGGCUCUGAUGCCGAUGUGGAGAGCAAAGUGCGAGAGUGUCAGCUCCAGGCGCUGCUCAGGUUGGAGUUAUGCAAACUUUUCUCCCCGGAGGAGGUUGAUGGGCUGGAUGCUGAACAGAUGGCAGAGGAGGUGGCUGAAAUGCUCCGAAUUAUAUCCUUAACAAAAGACCCAGCAUGCCUCGCAAGGUUCCUUCAGGAUGAAGUCCUCCCAGCGUUCUUGACAGCCAUCCCGAGGGUCCUUGCCGACAUUUACCACAGUCUGGGCACGCAGCUUCCCGAGGCCUUGCUGGCCGUCCUUCCCGCGGACUUCUUCAGCGACGAGUCGCUCGCCAAGGACAGCGUUUCUCCGUCGGCCUCCUCGCCCUGCCCCUCUGCACAUGACUCGCUUUCCAACUGUAGCGAUCGCCUGCAGGAUCUGCGUCAUCGCUCUGCUAACAAGAGGAGGAACGGGAUGCUGACUCGUCAUCGCAGUCUGACCGAAUCCUCACAGAGUCUACGCCAGAUAGAGAUGCCGAAAAAGACAACACGGGCUUCCAGAUCAAAAGUCUGUACAGCUCCGGAGAAACCAGUCACAGUACCGCAACCCCAAAAGCAACAAACCCAUGAGGUUACCAAAGUAAGAAGAAACCUGUUCAGCCCAGAGGCUGUGUCUCCGUCCAAGAAGAGCAAACUUUCUCGCAGCCAGUCUGUCUCCGUGGUGGAAGGCCCGAAACGCAAGCGAUCGCACAAGUCUGAGGAGAGGCACAGACUCAUCACAAACAAAGUAUGUGAGACGCCCCACCACAAGCAGGUGUCAAAUCGGCUCCUUUACCGACAAAAAAUGGGGCGAAGCUCCGUCCUAAAUGAGGAUUGUAUUGUGGAAGAGUCGCCGCUCAAACCCGCCGAAGAGGUCAGAAGGAGCCCGAGGAUAAAGGAGUUUUCCAGGAGACACUCCAACACUUUUUAUUCGAGUUCCCAACGGCGGUCCCGCAACCUGGAGAGGGCGCUCUCCGCCUCCCGGCUUCCGCUCAGCGAAGGCAGGACCGGUGAUGAUGUGAACGUUGAAAAAGUUCGCUCUCCCAUGAGGCUUCUCUUCAGCGCCGCCCAGUCUCCCGCUCGUCCUUCCACUUCGACGGGCUCGACGCGGAGCAGUGGGACUCGGCUGUCUGCAGACUCCAGUGUCUUUGAGAGUCCCAGCAAGACACCGGAAAAGACCCCCAAAAGAUGCGGAGGAGCCAAUUUUGGCAGCACAACUCCGAGAACACCGGCAACCCCCAAAACUGCGCCUUCUACCAGGCCGAGGGCUCUCCCUGCCGCGGAGAGCCCCGUCGGACAACUUGGUAUGGCCCUUCGGGGCAGUCCUUUCAGAUCUCCCGCCAGAAAGACUUUGGUGGUGGAGACGCACGACCAGCAAAGUCUCCUGACGAGCCCACUGAAGGGAAUUCUCAGGACUCCCGUCAAGUCUUAUGAAGCUGCCGCUUUUUCCUUCGCAUUACAUUCAGCUUCCGGGACUCCCAAAAAGAUGGUCUCUUGGUCUCCGUCGCCACGGAAGAAAUGUAGCGCUCCGGACGAUGCCAUCACUGUGAAGACGCCCGAAUCGGCUUGCGUUGCGUCUCGUCGUUCACCCAGAUUCUUGAAGACUCCGAACCGGUUCAGCAGCCCGCCGAAAAGCCCCGGCGACAAGGCGGAGACUUUCAAGACCCCCGACAAGUCGUGUCAAACAUCGCAUACCUUUCCCUGUCAGGUGAGCCGACGAAGGAUGUCGCCAGAUACAACAAGUGAAAGGAGACCAGAGGCGGUGCCGUUCCAGUUUUCACCACCACAAGUACACAAUGCCUUACCUGAAGCCACCACGAGACCUCACGCCAGGAUGCCCAGCCCUGUUCAACCGAUGGCCACUCGGUCCAGACGAACAUCUGCUUCAAGUCCCAAAAUUGGUUCCCCCUGGAAACAAGCUUUGGCAGCUUCAGUGGACCAUACGGUUGCGUCUCCAGAAACGUCACGGGCAAACACAGUUGCUCGAAUCACCCAUCCGAAGUCAAGAUCCCGGAGGGAGGACGGCGUUACUCUCGUGCCAAAUAAAGAAGCUGCUUUCAUUCUGGAAAGCACCAUGCAAUUAACAGAAGAGACAAAGGCCCAAAGUGUUGAAUCAUCUGCGAUUGAGAUGAGUUCUCAAUCGGAUUCACAGCUGUUGGACUCUUCACAACUCAACCCCACCACAGAUGACAGUCAUGACAUUGUGGACGCGUCGGUGGUCAAGACGCAGUUUAGCGGAGGCCUCAAGAUGAAUAUUUCCUUUUCCCGCAAGCCUUCAAAAUCCACCGAAGACGUUUUGACUGAGGCCACAUCCCCCAAGGACCCAGUUCAGGCCCAAGGUACGCCCGGUUGCAGCUACGGCUUCCGACAGACGCCCGACCGCCAGCAGCGUGAGGCGGCCGCACGUUUGGGCUACACCAGUGAAUUCCCAAGGUUCUCAACCCCCCGAGGCCCACCCCGGCAUCGGCAGCAACAAGGUACGCCUUCGCCAAAAUCCACUUCCUAUCAAGUUGAAAUGGAAAUGCAAACGUCCGGGCUUCCCAAACUCAAAUUCAAACGUACGGACUCCAUGAAUGUCAACGAAGUUCUCACCGAGAACGCUCCUCACCUGGGAGCUCAGAGUCCUUUAGUCGCUGUGAGGCCAUCUCAGCUGGACAACCCGUUGGCGUCGGUCCCCAAGCAUCGAGAUCCCGGUUACGUCUCGCCGUCCGUCUGUAGCCACGCCACGCCCGCAAAAGGCGGAGUGGUUCAGACCCACAUCUGCCAGUCCUACACGCCCACACGCCACCCCGCAGGGACCACGUCGCCCAGGGCCAUUGCGGACAUAUUCUCCCUGUCGCCUUCCCCGCAGAGUGUCGGGAAAUUGACCCCGGACCACCUGAACAGGUGGCCCCGGAGGAAAAGAGCCCACAUGGGUGCGGUCGGAGGCAAAGACCGCUCCCGGAAGGGCGAUCUGACAGACGAGGUGGAACUGGGAGUGAGCAGGUUGUCGGACGCGGAGGACCCCGAGGACUUCGGCGGUAAAGCGACGGGUGGAGUUUUGGCGUGGAAACAAGCGCGCUUGCCUGUUGGGGACGCCUCCCCUCGACAGCCCGAGGACAGCUGGAUGGCACCUGAGCCUCACCGAGAUGAAGAAGAAAUGAUGUGGACUGCCGUCGGUGGAGACGUCCCGUCCAUAGCCACACCUCCAGGCUCAGUGGUGAGGAAGCCGGUCACAGCCGGUGGGAUUUUGGCCCUCACUCAGUCUCCCUUGCUCUUCAAGGAAAAGCCCGCUUCCGCAAGCAGGGGAACGCCUCGCUUGAAAGACGAAUUCACAGUCGAAAGGAGGAUGGAAGCAGACGCGGGCGUCUCGGCCUUCAGCCAGCCCACCCGACGCUCGGGCAGCAGGAAGAGGCUCCUUCGCUGAUGCGGCCCGCAGGUCAAACUCGUCACACUUCUCCCUUUGUCCAUUCGAGGAUUUUUCAAGCCAACACUACAACGUGCUAUGAAUGAAUGGCCCUUUUCUCCACCUUUUAGUUUUCUUCGGAACCUUUUUAUAUAUUUAUGUAUAAAUGUAUUCAUGGACCAAUUGGGUUCAUUUUUCAAAGGUGUGUCGUUGCUGGAGCAAGUUCAAAAUCUGGAAACAAUUUUACUCAACCUCAUUUUGUCUCAGUGUGUCGUAUACGUGUUUAUUUAUUUAUUGCUGCUGUUUUUGUUUUGUUUUUUUUCAAAUGACAAAGCAGAUUUUAAGUCAAAGGGAAUGAUUGAAGCGUUUAUGGUCAUGUAAAUAUUCUACAUUCUUGUAAAUAAAUGCGAGUUUUCACAA